UCAUCUCCAUUGCUUUUCGGUGUUUGACAAGAAAAAAGUGAGAGAAACUGACUAGAUAGAGAGAAAAUGAUUUGGGAGGAGGUCGACUGGUUCGAAGAAGAAGAACAUCAAGGAUCAGAAGUAGAAACAGAGCAAGAUAAUCACAUUGGGUUCGACUUCUUUUCGCUCUUAUCUAAUCCUAAGGAUUACUAUAAAAUACUGGAACUGGAUCGGGAUGCCUCGGAGGAUACCAUUCGGUCCAACUAUAUUCGUCUUGCAUUGAAAUGGCAUCCAGAUAAGCGAAAAGAUGAGGACAGUGCAACCUCAAGGUUUCAACAGAUAAAUGAGGCAUACUCAGUUCUAAGUGAUCCUGUCAAAAGGAAAGAGUACGACAGCAAGGGGAUGUUGUAUGUUUAUGAUUGCAAUGUCAUGGAUUACCUAAACAAAUACAAGGGUCUGAUUUUAACAUGCAACGGCCUUGGUGUGAAGCAGUCAAUAUUAUAAAUCUACAGUGUUGCAAACAGGUUUCUGGAAAUUCAUUUGGUAGCACUAGCUGGAAAUAGGAGCUGUCUUUCAAAUGUUUUAGGGUUAAAUCUUGUAACGUUUUCUCUAUCUAUGGAUCCAAAAGUAGGAAAAGAAAGAGUCUAACUUCAUCAUGUAUAAAAGAAAAAAAUGAUAAGGAUAUAUUUCACCAUUAUGUAAGUUUUAUGUUUGCUGCGUCAACUGCUUUAGAA
This is a messenger RNA of Papaver somniferum (opium poppy), 713 nucleotides long. RefSeq lists its product as uncharacterized. The record is from RefSeq and is a predicted model, not a curated record. The coding region runs from base 67 to 483 and encodes 138 amino acids. The transcript is spliced from 5 exons. Lineage: Eukaryota; Viridiplantae; Streptophyta; Magnoliopsida; Ranunculales; Papaveraceae. Gene Ontology annotation, cellular component: cytoplasm; nucleus.